AGCAUCCGGCGCGUUAGGAGGAGCGCGGCUUCCGCGGCCCCGUCCGCCAGCCGGGGGGGCAGGGGGAGAAGCAGGCUCGAUUAGCCAGAAUAGAGCCGCUAAGCGCGGCAGCAGCGGCCUGCACCGGGAGACGUGAACGUCAAGGAAUAAAGACAGAGACACGGCGGGAGAGUGCGCGCUGCUUCUCGCCGAAGCGUCUUCAGAAAGGUGAGAUGUCCAAGGCACUAGCAAACAAAAGCCAUGAAGCAGGCCCACAAGAGGAUUGUGAGGGCAGCUCCAGAAGGAGCAGGUGGGGGCUGUUUGUCACUGCUGGUGUUGGUGGGGCCUUGGUGACACUCUAUGCAGUGGUCACCCCCUUCGUGACCCCAGCUCUGAGGAAAGUAUGCCUGCCCUUCGUUCCUGCAACUUCCGCUCAGAUCCAGAAUGUGCUGAAAAUGUUAGAAAACAGAAGUGGCUCCCUAGUUGACAUUGGUAGCGGGGAUGGCCGUAUUGUGAUAGCAGCUGCAAAAAGAGGAUUCAAAGCUGUUGGUUAUGAGUUAAAUCCCUGGCUAGUCUGGUACUCCAGAUACCGUGCCUGGAGAGAUGGGGUGCAUAAGAACACCAGAUUUUAUAUUUCAGAUUUAUGGAAGGUUUCUUUUUCCCAUUAUACAAAUGUUGUUGUUUUUGGGGUACCUCAAAUGAUGCCACAGUUGGAGAAGAAGCUGGAAGAAGAAGUGGAAUGUAAUGCCAGAAUCAUUGCCUGUCGUUUUCCUUUCCCUUGUUGGAUCCCAGAUUGUACUGUUGGAGAGGGAAUAGACACUGUGUGGGCCUAUGAUUUGAAACAUUCUAGAGGAUGUGAAACAAAAAGCUUGGAAAUGACACCAGAGACAGAAUCCUAAACAUUUCAUUUGUUUUUGUACUGAAAUUUUUGGCUUUGACUUCACCUGUUAAAGAAAAAUGUGACUAGAGCUGCAGGAUAUGGAGAUACGUAUUCACUAAAAAACCUGAAGUACACUGGUUAUCUGAAAGCACACAAAGUUGAGUGAAAUAUGUAGUUAAAUGGCUUAAUGUAGUUAGUAAAAAUUGUGAGAAGGUUUUAUAGAAACAGAAAACUUUAAUAUGGAAAAUGUGAUAAAACGCAGUUCACUACUGUUAAAGGGAAUAUAUAUUUAAGUUAAAAUGCUCAAAUUGGCGAACUUAAUAUGUGCAUUCUUUCUGAGUCUACCUAGAAUUUGUUAUUGGUGUUGGAAGUGGAGUGCAAGUGGCUUCUCAGAUGAGCUGUGGUUCCCAAAUGUCUUCGUUAUGUAUGCCAAGUAGGCAUAAUGCUGCAUAUGUCAAACUGAUGCAGAUUGAGUAUGGUGAUGAUACCAGUGUUUUGCACCUCAGCUUUGAAUGUGUACUUUUUAAAGUGGAAUAUGACACAACAAGCAAAUGUAACAAGUUGCUUAUUCAUUAACACAAGUGCAGUCCUUGAUUAUAUUAAUGUAUUUUUAUGUAACUUGUUAUUUGAAGACAAAACUGCAGAAAUGUGCUCUUACUGAACAUUUAUUGGUAUAAGCCUUUGUAAAUUACCAUGAUUUUUCCGAACCUCUCUGAUUUAGGAAGGGUUUCAGAAGUCACCUGCUUGGCAGUGAAGUGUCAUCACUUCUGUGUGCUCAAACCUUGCAUGAGGAACUGCUUAAACAUGAGAUGUACAUUUUCAAAACACCUGAUCAGCUGCCACUGAAGCCUGUCUAAAAAGCCGACAGACCCUGUGAAACUCCUUAAUGCUGUAAUGUCUGCAGCUGUCCAUGCCAGAACUGGUUCACAUGAGCAGAAAUGUAUCUACCUUUUGCAUAAGCUUUCCUGAUUCUUGAUUUCUUGAUUGAAUAUGGAAGUGUGAGGAGAAGACACAAAAUGAAUGAUAAAAACUUGAGGAUCAAUAUAAGUUCUGGGAGAGAAAAAUGUGAAUAUUGUGGGAUAUAGCCAAAAUCUAAGGGGCCUUUUCUCUUACUAUCACUGUUAACCCCUAAGGUUUGAUGCUGUCCCUUUUUUUUUACCCUCUAGGACUGCAUAGCUCUUCUUAAAAAUACACUGCUUUUUUUCUUUCCCAUUGUUUUUUCAAGCUUUUCAGAGUGUACACAAAUCAAAAUAAUAUAUAUUCACAUGUACCAUUCUCUACAUUGUUUACAGGGACCCUCAUCAUCUGUGUUCAUGUAUAUUUUAUUGCUGCUUACUAUUUUUUUAGCACACAUAGAAGCCAAAUUUAUACUCUGACUACCUGUAUGCUCAGUGCAUUAAUCAGAUUUGUGGGUUUGAUUAAUACAGUUAAGUUUUUCAAACACAGACCUCACACUGAAGCAAUUUUAAACAGAUUCUGAGCAGGAAUUGGCUAAGUAUUGGUCAUGAUGUGAAAAUACUAAUGUUACUUAGUGACAGGGAUGGUAGAGUUUCCUGCCAUUGAGGUACUUUUAAUUUCAGUUGUCAGUCUGAUAUGUCAAGCAAAUCCAGGGAAUGAAAGAGUAGUAGCAAAGCAGCACUGUUUUGUGGUAUUAAAAAAAAAUAAAAUUAUUGUCUAACAGUAUUAUCAGAGGCUGCCUUCUGGGUUCAUUUAAGUACUGUUAUUGUUCUGAUAAAGAGUAUGUUGGUGGAAGAAUAUGACUGGCUGAGCUAAUACAACUAGUGAGCAUCCUGAAGUGUUUAUUCUAUAGUACUUUCACAUAUUUUCUUUACCUUUUCUUCUUCACAUAUGCCCCCCCACUCCUCCCCCAAUAUAAUCUUUAGAGUGACAACAUUACAAAUUUGAACUGGAAACCACAUUUAUCACCCUUGGAAAUGAAAGAUUAGAAAAUGGCUUCUAAUAGGAAAAAAGUUGCCAGCUUCAGCAACUGGGUCUUAUUUACCAGAGCGAUUAAGUAUAAUGUAGGUCAGAUCCAGACUGAUUUAAUGAACAGUUUAAGUUUCUUAGAAGAAGAUAGCACUUCUUGUGAGUCUCUUGGACAUACAGUCUGAAUUAAGUUGUUUGCUUAUUCUAAUAAAAACGUUGAUCAAACAGCACUCGUAGGAUUAUUUGUCUACUGCACAAAAACUAGGUAAAAAAUUAGUGUCUAAGCACUUUCCAUGAAGAUGGAAAUGUGGAUGCUGGAUCUUUCAUAAGGCUUUGUCUAUAGCUGUUUUCUUCAUGUUUGUCUGCACUUUGUGUGAUUGUAAACAUCAGCUGAUUGCAAUGGGGAGUUUUGCCUGCUUGGGUGAUACUUACACAUGUAAGGACAAAGGACCAAUUGGAGGUUGAACCAUACUUUAAUUCCUUUCAGGAGAACUCAUCAAAAGUGAUCUUUUUCUCUGGUAUUGUUUUGGUUUGAAUCUGGUAAAAUUUUCAUUUCCACAGGUGAAACUAGAUCUUGCUUAUGAUUCAUUUAUCUUUCUAUUCUGUUGUAUGCAUGAAGAAUCUAUGUUGGCAAUAUAAAUCUCUUUACAAUGUGCAAAAUACACAUUGGAUAUCAUACUGGCCUUGAGAGCCCUUGUUAUUGUGGUGAGACAGUAUUCCCUCCUGGUGUUGAAUAUGCAGUCAUUCACUGUUUGAGCUUGCUGAGGGUUGUGAAUGAUGCAGCUUUCUUGUUAGGUCUAAGCAGUGCUGAACCCAAGCAUACUGGAGCUCAAGCUCCACAGCAGAUAACCCAAUCAAAAGUAUUGAGCUUCACUUUGCAUUUGUUGUUGUUAGCAACCUCCUCCUCCUCAAUCACUAUCCCCCACACAAAAUAAACAGUCCUGUGUCGUGUCCCACCCCCCGCACCCCUCAUCCAUCAGAAUGUGUUCUUUGGUUUUCAGCUGCUGGUGCAAAUGACCAUAUUGCUUUCCAGCUUUGUCUAUGCCAUGGGCCUAGUGAGGCCUUCAGAGCUUAUGUUUCCGUGUAAGCAGGCUCAAUUUUUAGUUUCAACUGUCUCAGUCAAGGUUCUGCCUCAGAAAUCCUCAUAGUCUCUGAAGGCAACGAAACAAGCAGGCUCUGGGUGCUGAAGACAUUCUUAAGCUUUCUGUCUUAGCAUGGUGAGACACAGUAUCAACAUUUUUGUCAAGUUUUUAUAAAGACUACUUUAGUGCUGCUGAAUUUGAUCUCUGCCCCAAUUUAGGAAGUCUGCAAAGCAGAGGAUAAAUUCACUCCAUUUUUCCCUCUGACUAACAGUAGUAUAACAUUGUUCUUCAUUUUUACACUGCUGUUUCUUUCUAGUACAGCCUAAUCAUAAACUUUCCUUCACUGGAAGGAAAGUCCUAACACCAGAGUCCUCAAUCUCCAUCAAAAACUUAAGAGAAAGGCUCUUUAAUUGAGGGGCUUCCCCUUUGGAAAGUCUCAGCAGCACAAAGAUCCUGUACCAGUAGAGAUGGGAAGGCUUUCUCUCAAAUUCCUGUUGCUGAUACAGAUACUAUUUGUCGGGACCAUUAUUAGGAACAGCUUGCUUUUCCACCAAGACUUGGUAUAAUUACUUACAGCUUAAGGUUAGUUUAAGGGGCUUGGUACUGGGUCUGGUACAGAAGCUUGGAGUAGCAGGAAUCCCAGUCUUGUUGCCUUUUUGGAGAAUGUAAAAAA
Athene cunicularia (burrowing owl) is the source of this 4540-nucleotide messenger RNA. It is a transcript of the gene ATPSCKMT, whose product is annotated as family with sequence similarity 173 member B. The transcript has 6 exons. Gene Ontology annotation, molecular function: protein-lysine N-methyltransferase activity. Lineage: Eukaryota; Metazoa; Chordata; Aves; Strigiformes; Strigidae. Gene Ontology annotation, biological process: peptidyl-lysine trimethylation; positive regulation of proton-transporting ATP synthase activity, rotational mechanism; regulation of mitochondrial ATP synthesis coupled proton transport. Bases 213 to 878 code for a protein of 221 amino acids. Gene Ontology annotation, cellular component: mitochondrion. The record is from RefSeq and is a predicted model, not a curated record.